Penicillium longicatenatum is the source of this 3369-nucleotide messenger RNA. RefSeq names its product putative mRNA splicing factor RNA helicase (Cdc28). The coding region runs from base 1 to 3369 and encodes 1122 amino acids. Gene Ontology annotation, molecular function: ATP binding; RNA binding. The record is from RefSeq and is a predicted model, not a curated record. NCBI's taxonomy places the organism in Eukaryota, Fungi, Ascomycota, Eurotiomycetes, Eurotiales, Aspergillaceae. The transcript has a single exon. Gene Ontology annotation, cellular component: catalytic step 2 spliceosome; intracellular anatomical structure.
AUGGAUAACAAAACCUUCGUUUCAGAUUCUCUGAUCCGCCUGACGGGCGCGUCAGACCCGAUUUCUGUGGACUUUGUGCUUGCUGAAGCUGGCUCAGCCAAAUCAGCGUCCUCCCUCCAAGAUAAAUUGCUUUCCUUCCUCGAUGGCAGCCCCGAUGAGAUUGGCGCAUUCUGCAAACAGCUGUUUUCACGCGCGGGGAAAGCACCACCUCCCACUACCUCGACCGCCCAUGGUACAGCAAGCAAGGCAUCUACAAAGAAGAAAUACAGCAUGGUGGAUAUGGGCGAAGACCUUGAACCCGAGCCGGGCCUGGGUCCUGUCAAUGUCGAAGCUGAGCGCGACCGACGAAGACGCCGAGAGAAAGAGAGCGAUAGAGAUCGAGGGAGAAGCAAGAGGGAAUCUGAGUCCCACAGUCGACGGGAGAUAGAUGACACUCGGAAACGAGACCGCAGCCGCGAUGCCGAGAGUCGCGACCGCCCUCGAUCGAAGAAGGUGCGGAGGAAGGAUUCGGACUUUGACGACAGAUGGGGCGACGAGGAGAUUCCAGAGGAUGAAAUCCACUCUGAUGCAGGUCCAGACGAGUUUGCAGAGUCGCCCUCAAAACGUACAAGGCUCGCUGAUGGAUCCGCUUCCCCACGCUCUGCAUCACCAGCCGACGACAUUGAUCCGCAGACCAAAGAAGAGAUUGAUCGCCAGCGCGAUCUCCGCGAAAGAGACGAAUUCGCCAAGCGAUUAGCCGAGAAAGACAAUAGCAAGUCAAAGAAGAUCGUGGAGGACCGGACUCGGGAUGGCGAAGCUGCACGGCGUCGUGCACUAGCCGACGACGCUGAUGCUCGGGCGGCUGUGAUGCCUGACUUGCGCCUUCGUUCCCGCCAAGAAUACCUGAAAAAGCGCGAAACGGAGCGACUGGCACUGCUGCGACGUCAGGUUGCUGAAGAGGCUGCUGAACUGCGCGAGAACCCCAAUCUUACUCGUCGCGAGAAGGAAGAGUUUGCGCGCAACAGGGAGGUUUUACGUAUUGCUGAAGAACGGCUACGGAUUGAUGACCACCGCGAUGGCUACAUGAUGCCGGAUGAUUAUAUCACGGAGAAAGGAAAGAUUGAUCGCAAGAAGAAAGAGGAUGCACUCUAUAAGCGAUACGUCGAGCGCGAUGAGACAGGCCAAGAGAAAUUCGUUACGGAGCACGAAGAAUGGGAGCUUGAACAAUCGGCCAAGGCCAAGGCCCAGAUCAACAAGGCCGAAUUCGUCGACGAAGGAGACUAUGAGUAUGUCUUUGAUGAUUCACAGCAGAUCAAUUUUGUCAUGGAUGCCAAGCUCGAGGGGUCAGAGAAGCCAUUGACCCAGGAACAACGUCGAUUUAAGGAGGAAAUCGAUGCGGCAGAGAAGAAGGCUCUAACUAUGGAGGAGACACGGAAGAGUUUGCCCAUCUACCAGUUCCGCGACCAGAUCAUUCAAGCCGUGCAUGACCACCAAGUUUUGAUCAUUGUCGGUGAAACUGGUUCUGGAAAGACAACACAAAUUCCACAGUAUCUUCACGAGGCCGGGUACACGAAAGGUGGCUUGAAGAUUGGUUGUACCCAACCUCGUCGCGUGGCAGCCAUGAGCGUUGCUGCUCGUGUAGCGGAGGAAAUGGGAUCGAAGAUUGGAAAUGAGGUCGGUUACGCCAUCCGUUUUGAGGACAACACUAGCGACAAGACCAUUCUCAAGUACAUGACCGAUGGAAUGCUUUUGCGAGAACUGUUGACGGAGCCGGAUCUGAGUCAGUAUUCCGCAUUGAUGAUUGAUGAGGCCCACGAGCGGACCGUGCCAACGGAUAUCGCCUGCGGUCUUCUCAAGGAUAUUGCUAAAGCUCGACCCGACUUGAAACUUCUUAUCUCUUCUGCGACAAUGGACGCACAAAAAUUCCAAAAGUACUUUGAUGAUGCUCCUAUUUUCAACAUUCCUGGCCGCCGAUACCCCGUUGAUGUGCAUUACACCUCGCAGCCAGAGGCCAACUAUUUAGCGGCCGCUAUCACCACGGUCUUCCAGAUCCACGUUACGCAAGGGGCCGGUGAUAUCUUGGUAUUCUUGACUGGUCAGGAGGAGAUUGACGCCGCUGAACAGAGUCUCACGGAGACAGCUCGAAAAUUGGGCAGUAAAAUCCCAGAAAUGAUUAUCUGUCCCAUUUACGCCAAUUUGCCGUCCGAGCUGCAGAGUAAAAUCUUCGAGCCCACGCCGCCCAAGGCGCGCAAGGUGGUUCUGGCAACGAACAUUGCAGAGACUAGUUUGACCAUCGAUGGUAUCGUUUACGUGAUCGACCCUGGCUUUGUCAAGGAGAAUGUGUUCAAUCCGCGAACCGGCAUGGAGAGUUUGGUAGUAACACCGUGCUCUCGGGCUUCAGCAAACCAGCGAGCUGGUCGAGCUGGUCGAGUUGGUCCUGGUAAAUGCUUCCGACUUUACACCAAGUGGGCAUACUACAAUGAGUUGGAAGAAAACACCACGCCGGAGAUCCAGCGCACAAACCUCAAUGGAGUAAUUUUGAUGCUAAAAUCAUUGGGUAUUGAUCAACUUCUUGACUUCGACUUUAUGGAUCCUCCACCCGCGGAGACCAUUAUUCGAGCCUUGGAGCAAUUAUAUGCCCUCGGAGCCCUCAACGACCGUGGAGACCUGACCAAGGUUGGCCGGCAGAUGGCCGAAUUCCCGACGGACCCUAUGCUGGCAAAGGCGAUCCUCGCGGCAGGCCAGUAUGGUUGCGUGGAAGAGGUGCUCUCGAUUGUGUCAAUGCUGAGCGAGGCCAGCGCCCUGUUCUUCCGUCCGAAAGACAAGAAGAUCCAUGCCGACAGUGCGCGCAACAGAUUCACUAUCAAGGACGGUGGUGACCACCUCACGCUGCUCAACAUCUGGAACCAAUGGGUGGACUCGGACUUCAGUCAGGUAUGGGCCAAGGAGAACUUCCUCCAGCAGCGCAGUCUCACCCGGGCACGCGACGUUCGUGAUCAGCUCGCCAAGUUGUGUGAUCGAGUGGAAGUGACGGUCAGCACCUGCGGUUCCGCCAACAUAUUGCCGAUCCAAAAGGCUAUUACGUCCGGUUUCUUCCCCAAUGCCGCACGCUUACAGCGUGGAGGUGACAGCUACCGCACGAUCAAGAACGGACAAUCCGUAUACCUACAUCCAUCCAGCACGCUGUUCGAGGUCAACCCACGGUGGGUGAUCUACUUUGAACUGGUGCUUACCAGCAAGGAGUACAUGCGCAGCAACAUGCCCCUACAGGCAGAGUGGCUGGUGGAAGUGGCACCACAUUACUACAAAAAGAAGGAUUUGGAGUCACUAGGAUUAGAUCGCAAAGUACCCAAAGGAACUGGAGCGGCUGGAGAGAAGAGCAGGACAUGA